UACGGCACAUACCUGGUCCAACCGUGAGUUUUCCCCUUUUUGAACUCGUCCCAUCAUGUCCGGGUCCUAAUGGAGAGCAUCAUCUAGAAUAGCCUCUUUUUCAUCGGCCAGUUCGUCAAUUUGCUCAGGUCCGAGACACCUACCACUUUAUACAUCGACUGGAUGCGGAAGAACCCUAACGCUACCUUCAUCCGAUAUCUAUCUUUCGCCAACACCGAAGUACUCGUGCCCAUUAGCGUCGAAGCUUUUAAAGAAAUCCUCCAGACAAAAUGCUACUCCUUCCAGAAGUCCGCCGCAUGGCGACGCAUCAUGAAGGAGAUAUUGGGCGACGGUAUAGUCUCCAUGGAGUUCGACCGACAUAGAGCCCAUCGGAAAAUACUCAACAGCUGCUUCACCGUGACUAAUAUUCGCAAGUUGGAGCCUGUGUUCAAGGCCAAAGCAUUCGAGGUGAACCAACUCUUCGAUCGAUCUAUCGCAGUUGGUAAUGACGGUGAGACCGGGGUCAUCGACUGCUGUGAGUACUUCAGCAAGUUCACCCUUGACGUGACGACUAUCGCCGUCCUCGGAACAGAUGCUGGGAGUGUAGCUUCGACUACCUUGCCUGGAGAGACUAAACCCCACGACAUAGAAGCUAAAUACGAACUCCAUGAUGCUUAUAUGAAUACCCUCGCACAAGGAACACUAGGCGGGAUACUGAUGCUUGCUAAUUCCUACGUGCCAACACGAUGGCUCCCCCUCCAAGCAAAUCGUGACUUCCUCUUCGGAGCCUCAUGGCUCAGGAAUUAUGUGACUCAAUUAUUGAGGAAACGACAUGAAGAACUCAAGAAGUCCAUGGAUGCUGGGAAGUAUGAAACAAGUGGCUCGCGCGAUAUCUUGACAUUUCUGCUGGAAGAGAGCAUGCCUGGCGGUUCGGCUGAGGGUGCCACAGAAUCAGAGACGGUGGGCCAUCUCCUUAAUUGCAUGGCCGGCGGCCAUGAAACCUCUGCGUAUAUGCUUUCGUUUGGCCUGUACUUCAUGGCAAAUAAACCCGAUAUUCAAAACAGACUGCGUGAGGAGAUCUUGGAACUAGGCGAUGACCCUAGUUUUAGCGAGCUUGAUAGAUUAUCUUACCUCGAUAACUUUAUCAAGGAGACGCUUCGCUUGUACCCACCUGCAACUGGUAUGUUCCGCGAAACAAUCGAAGACAUCACAAUCCAGGGAGUCCCGAUCCCUAAAGGCACUUUAUUCGACAUCAUGGCUUCGGUGCCUGCGCUCAACCCAGCAAUAUGGGGAGGUAAUGCCGACGAGGUGGACCCGACGCGGUGGGAUCGCUUGUCCGGCGAACAGUUAUCUCCAUACGUAUUCCAGUGUUUUUCUAGUGGCCCACGUAUAUGUCCUGGGAGAUCUUUCGCCUUUAUGGAGAUCAAGAUUAUUCUUGCUGAGAUUAUCCGAAAUUUCAGGAUCCUAGAGGUUGCAAAGGGGUUCAAGAUCCAGAAUCCUAGCUUGACGAUGCGGCCAAGUGGUUUGGAGAUUCGCCUGGAAAGGAUUACUCCUUGAAUCCUAGCUUUGUAGCUUUCGGGUUGAGAGCUUGGUGUUGUAUGCGUCCGUUAUUUGGGCGGGAUGGAAUGAGUUUUGGAAGUUGAGAUUCAUUCUAACAAAUGGGUCGGGGAUAGUUUGCGAAGAUUUGAAGGGAAUAUAUACAAAUAUUCACAUAAGAGCCUCCUAGAGACUAGACGGUGGUUAUGAAUUUCCAUUGGCAGUAGUAUUAUAAAACCCAAAAUGGCUCGAGGUAGGGGGGAGAUGAAAUCUAAAGGGUGCCUUGACGGGGGGGUUGGAAGCGAAUGUGUGGCAUGCCUGCCAUCAGGACUCAAUAUGAACUAAUAUCAACUUGUAAACUUGAUACUUUGCAUGAGCCUCACUAAGUCAUACGAAGACUUACUGAAAGUCAUACCGGAUUCUGAAUGAUAGGUGUAAUAAUAGGGGUAUUUGCUCGCUGGAGGGGGUGUUUCGAUGCCAUUUCGCUACUUUGGGAGAUAUCUCGCUUCAGCGUCCAAUCACGUAGUUCAACCAUCUUCUGAUUCAACAAAUCGAUGAAAGCGGAAUAGUUGGUGAAGACCCAACCUAUCAUGGUGCUUGGCUGACC
Molecule: messenger RNA, 2122 nt
Organism: Hypoxylon trugodes
Lineage: Eukaryota; Fungi; Ascomycota; Sordariomycetes; Xylariales; Hypoxylaceae
Product: cytochrome P450
Exons: 3
Coding region: 163-1536 (457 amino acids)
Molecular function (GO): iron ion binding; monooxygenase activity; oxidoreductase activity, acting on paired donors, with incorporation or reduction of molecular oxygen
Source: RefSeq, a predicted model, not a curated record